Molecule: messenger RNA, 3022 nt
Organism: Onychostruthus taczanowskii (white-rumped snowfinch)
Lineage: Eukaryota; Metazoa; Chordata; Aves; Passeriformes; Passeridae
Gene: SRSF10
Product: serine and arginine rich splicing factor 10
Exons: 7
Coding region: 152-763 (203 amino acids)
Molecular function (GO): RNA binding
Source: RefSeq, a predicted model, not a curated record
GCGGCGCGCGGGCGGGCGGUGCAGCUCCCCCAGGGUCGCCUCAGCCGCUCCCGCCGCGCCCGGGCCGCUCUCGCUCCUUCCCUCCCUCCUUCCUUCCUUCCUUCCUUCCUUCCCUCCUCUCCUUCCUGCCGUCCGUCCCAGCGCCGCCGACAUGUCCCGCUACCUGCGGCCCCCCAACACCUCGCUCUUCGUGCGGAACGUGGCCGACGACACCCGGUCCGAAGACUUGCGCCGGGAGUUUGGUCGUUAUGGGCCUAUAGUUGAUGUUUACGUUCCUCUUGACUUCUACACUCGUCGUCCCAGAGGAUUUGCCUAUGUUCAAUUUGAAGAUGUCCGUGAUGCAGAAGAUGCUCUCCAUAAUUUGGAUCGAAAGUGGAUUUGUGGUCGGCAAAUAGAAAUCCAGUUUGCACAGGGGGACCGCAAGACACCAAACCAAAUGAAAGCCAAGGAAGGGAGAAACCUGUACAGUUCUUCUCGUUACGAUGACUACGACAGAUACAGGCGGUCUCGGAGUCGCAGCUACGAGCGCAGGCGGUCGAGGAGUCGCUCCUUUGAUUACAGCUAUAGAAGAUCCUAUAGUCCCAGAAACAGUAGACCUACUGGAAGACCUCGUCGUAGCAGAAGCCAUUCGGACAAUGAUAGGUUCAAACACCGCAAUCGAUCUUUUUCAAGAUCUAAGUCCAAUUCAAGAUCACGAUCCAAGUCACAGCCCAAGAAAGAAAUGAAGGCUAAAUCACGGUCUAGAGGUAGGACUAAACUUUGACUUGACUUGUGUAUAUGAACAAGCCAGAAAAGCCGAACACAAACCCACGAUGUUUCAAGAGUGCAUGAAUAAAGAUGUUGUCCUAGUUCUUGCUCCCAUGGAAAAAUUGUGAAGAAGCUGUUCUGUGGGCCUUUCAGUUGGGGACGAGUUAGCAGGAUGUGGCCAAAAGGGCAGGGAAUGUUUAUGCAUUCAUGCAAAUCAAGCCACAGCCCAUCUAGAUAACAUCUCCCUUCCUUGAUGCAGGUAUCCCAGUCCUGCCCUAAAAAAAGCAGGAGCCUGUCUUGUGCAAGCUUCCUGCAGGUUAUGCACAGCUGGAAUGCAAGAACUUUGCAGGCUGCAAAAGAUCAUGUCUAGAUAUCUUUCUUUUGGAGUCUCAAGAACGGUGGGAAUUACGUUUUUUCUGUGGUAAAUCUAGAUUUUGUCAUUCCUGCAAAAUUUGUAGAAUUGAAGUAGCGUGUAAAAACAAAACCAACCUCUGCUGAAAUUAAUGGCUGUGCUCCAAAAUAUCUGCAGCGAAUCGAUUGGUGGCAGCAGUCGUAGAAGGCUCUAUUGGAACUUCUUUUUCACCUAAAGUCCAUGCACCCAACUGGUAAUUAAAAAUCUUCAAUUUAGUGGUUAAGUAGCUGGGUGUUUAAUUAGGGACUCUGAUAGACUGGUCUCUGAAAGCUCAAUGUUAUCCUUUCUAUGUCUUAUCAAGAUGUUUAAUGUACAGUAUCAUGGUUUUACUCAAAGUGGAAUCUUUUGGUUUUAAUGUUGUUUGGAGCUCUCUGCUUGGACAGAGCUUUUUUUUCCUGCCUGCUGAGUCUGGUGCCAGCUGGAGGUGUGCUCAGAGAAGGGCAGUGCAGCCACCCAGCACUGCUGCUCGAGCCUUGCCAGGGACGGGGCAGACGAACAUUCUCAACUACAAAGGGAUAAAAUUGACACAUUUUUAGGCCAUAAUCGCCCAUUAAGAAUUGCUGGUUUUCUCCAUUUAUCUUGUAACUUGCUUAAAAAGUCUGUAGUCCAUUGCUAUAAUAUUUGUCUAAAGAUGCUCUUGCUGCUGAGACUAUUGUAGGAAGGGAAGACUCUGUACCCUGUAGUGUGUUUGAUCCGAGAUGCUGAUGUUUUAUUCACCCACAUCCUUUCUUCUUGAGUUUUGUGUUCCAUCUGUGCAAAUAACCCUGUGAAUUGGGAAUAAAAUGUACAAGUUUUGACUAUAAACUUGAGAGCACCUUCUGACUUAAUUAAUCCAGCUGUAGUGUGUGGGAGACGGAGCCCCAAGCUUUUGGUUUUGUCAGGAACGUUAAUUAGUGUUAAUUCUCCAGCCCUGUGUUCCCUAACCACUGGAAAAGCAUGAAGGAGAAGGCUGCAGUUAAAGAAACCUCCCUUGAGAAGGAACUGCCAAAAUGAGGUCAUCCCACUUUUCCAUUUCCAUCUGAAAACAAAGAGAUGCUUUUAGGGGGUAAAAAAAAAAAAGUUUAUUUAAAUGUUUUGUUUCCAAUUUGUACAAUCAUCAUCAGUAAUUGACAAUUUGAAGUGGAGAACAGAUAAUUAACUGGGAUACAGCUCAGACUCUGGUGAAGGUCCAGGUCACAACACAAGUUUAGAGACUGCCAAUUCCAUGUGAUUUGGAGCAAUAAUUUUGUAAACAUUCAGCUCAGCUGCCACUGCAUUGGAAUGUACAGAAAAACACCUCCAAGCAUUUCACAAUCUGCAAAAGGCCUGCUCAAAUUAAAGCACUUUUUUUUUUUCAGUAAUCCUUGUCUUUUGAAAGAACCCUGGCUGCUCGUGUUGUCACCCUCGAGCAGGAUCAGCUGGAGGGGGACAGCACAGGAGCCACCUGCCCUGACCCUCUGCCGAGGGAUUUUAGCAAAGAUUGGGAGAAAUGUUGUUUUACAGAGCACUGAUGCAUUUCAGAAACACAGAAUUAUUACAGUCCUUCAGUUUUAUCAAGCACCUGAACCCAGGCAUUUGCAUCUCUUGUGAAACACUUGAUUUGAACACACUCCUCUCCUACACAUUCACAACAGGAGGAUCUGGGAUCUGAAACUCCAGCAGCUUUUUUUUUUUUUAUUAUUUUUUUAGGUUUUUUUUCUUUAAUUAAAAAAAAUCUAAAUAAGCAUUUUUUGCACUGAUUUUACUUCCAAAAAAUGAGAUUAGAACCAAAUACAAUGUGCAUAUUCACUGCAUGUGAAGUGCAAGGGCACAGCCACAAAUGUCUUUUUUUUUUUUGUUAAUUUUUUUUUUUAAACAAAAUAUUUUUUUUUUAAACCAGGCCAC